CUUUUUCUUUCCUUUUCACUUUGCUCUUUUACUUCACUGCGAGAGGCGCACACACACUCGAGCAAAGAGGAGAUACUUUACAGUGACAAAGGGGGGGCAAAAAUCAAGAACCCAUUUUUACCAGCUUUCACAAAAUCCCUAGAGAAACAGGAUUAUUGUUCAAAGAGAGGGGCAAAUUGAAAAAAAAAACGUUACGGAAAAUGAUGAAUAACGGGGUCAAUAACCGUAAUUUGACUACUCCGUCACCGGCUGAAGUUGCCGAACAUCUCAAAGAUAUUUGCCCCGAAUUUGGCGAUCUUAAUGUCGAAGAAGUUCUUCUAAUGCAGGAAAGUGCGUUUCUAUAUAUUGAGAACAAUAAACGGAACAGGGGUGUGGGCCCCCCCGCCUAUGGUCAUCAGAGUGGCAAUAGUAGUUUUGUUUCGAGAAAUGAGGAUGAGUCAUCGAGUAGAGCAAGUCACGAAAAUCAAUUGGCUCUCGAUGAAGCCUUUGCAAGAGCAUUGGAGUUGGGGGAAGACUUCAAUAAUUUAUACGUUCACGAGAAUGGUGUCAGAACAGUUGAUAACAGAGAAUCGACUUCGAGAGAUACGCCUAUUAGGGCUGAAAGUCGAAACAUAAGACAAGACGAAUUUGAUCCUGACACGAUGACUUACGAGGAAUUGCAAUCACUUGGAGAAUCUGUCGGUAGCGAGAGCAGAGGACUUUCAGCAGAUCUCAUCUCGCGUUUACCGACAUUCAAAUACAAAAUCGGUAUCUUCUCAAAGAAAAAGAAGAAAGAAAAAGUAGAGUGUGUGAUAUGCUGUGCCGAAUACAAGAACGGAGCCAAGUUGACAACUUUGCCCUGUGCACACCAGUAUCAUUCACAGUGCAUCACUCCUUGGUUGCAGCAAAACAAGCAAUGCCCGAUUUGUCAGAAGGAGGUGCAAGACGAGUAGUUUAUAUCUGCUAAAAAAACAACAUCCAUCUCUUCGAUAGAUGCCCAUCUGAUUUUCCGUGGCAUUAUUAUGAUAAUUAAAAUGACGAAAUCAACCCAGUUUUCAGGUUGAAACAACUUCUGUAAAGGCAAAAUUUUUCUUUAUUAUCUGCUAAUGUAUAUGUAUAGAGAUGGUUUCUUGACUUUGUAAUAGUGGGGUUCGUUUUCUUCAUGAAGUCUCGUGGCGAAUUUUGUAUUAGAAAAUUUGGUCUUUGUCAUGUCGUAUACUAUGAAGAUGCAUCGACUAUGUACGACUUAUAUUUCCAGAUGUUACGAAGCU
This is a messenger RNA of Erythranthe guttata (spotted monkey flower), 1250 nucleotides long. RefSeq lists its product as uncharacterized. NCBI's taxonomy places the organism in Eukaryota, Viridiplantae, Streptophyta, Magnoliopsida, Lamiales, Phrymaceae. Gene Ontology annotation, biological process: protein ubiquitination; floral organ development; negative regulation of organ growth. Gene Ontology annotation, molecular function: ubiquitin-protein transferase activity; ubiquitin conjugating enzyme binding. The record is from RefSeq and is a predicted model, not a curated record.